Drosophila suzukii is the source of this 12004-nucleotide messenger RNA. It is a transcript of the gene RhoGEF3, whose product is annotated as Rho guanine nucleotide exchange factor 3. Lineage: Eukaryota; Metazoa; Arthropoda; Insecta; Diptera; Drosophilidae. The record is from RefSeq and is a predicted model, not a curated record. Gene Ontology annotation, molecular function: guanyl-nucleotide exchange factor activity; protein binding. Gene Ontology annotation, cellular component: cytosol.
GAAGAUAUUUCAAUGCUAGUAGCAACUUUAUUCUUAAACAGUGUUUUGGUAUCUCCAGAAUCCUGGCCUUUUAGAACAGACUUUAAACAGGUUUCAGCUAAAGGUGUCUUCUCAGUAGCAUCCGAUUUUGUAGUUUUGCGCGAAUUGUAUAAAAGAUGACCACUGAAACCUAUUCUGAUUUGACAUAUGAGCGAGGGAAGGUGUCAAAGCGGUCGUUGCGGCCAAAACUACUAAAAUUGACAGAUGUGACAAUACCGCACCGUAGUCGAAAAAAAAACAAAGUUAAGACUAAAGACAGAUCUGCUACAACAGUUCGCGAAAGGAUCUACGAUGAUCCAGCCUACACCGAGGAUAUAAGUCACUUGGCGAACCCCAUGCGCCGCAGUAGCGUUUCCGGGAAACCGUUACUAGAGCACAGGGCGCGAAUCGAUACAGGCGGACAGCCCUCUUCCAGUAGCCUGGUGGCAAAAAACCAUCUGACCAAGGAGCUGCAUCAAUAUGUGACAGGGAAGCAGGGCAAGAUCAAGGUACAGCACACUACCACUGCAGCUUCCGGAAGCGCCGCCAUAAGCUUAAAUUAUGGAUGCGAUUCGAGCAGCACCGACAAUGAGCAGUUGGAGCCAAUGAAAGGCGGCAUGACAAGCCGGGUGCGCAGCCUUGAGCGAAAUUUGGCAGCCACAGCAUCAGAAAGAGUGGAAAAAAAAGGAACGCAGAAGCGCAACUCGAAGCAGAAGCGGAACCUAAGCCUUGACAACAGUCGCCAUCUACCCCCAGGUCACCUGCAGAGGGAAGUGGGAGCUGCGAGUAAGCACGGUCACGACGCUGAUAUCCGAACUCGCAAGGAACGCAAUCGGAAACUCUAUAGCGAGGGCGCCCAGGAAGUUGCCCCAACCGAAGUAAAUGAUCUAGAUGACGUAUACUCCGUCCGCAGCUCCGCUCAAGACUCCGCCGUCACAGUACCUGCAGUCUCGGCCUCCGACGCAGCAAAGGUUGCCAUUGGCAAACGUUUUCUGCGCGGCGAAAUUGGAAUUAAAAGCUUCAAUUACUAUCUGCUCAAGGAGGGUAUAAAGAGCUCAAAAAAACUAGUAGACAAACAUCGAAACCCGACUGGUAGUGAGGAAUCGCCCAUCAAGGCUGAGAAGCGACAUUCCCGCAGCGAAGAGAACAUCUACGAGGAGAUUUUCUUUAAGGAAACCGCCAGCACGAUCAACUUAUCGGCCACAGGCGCAACCACCGGCUUAGCUAUGUCCGUCGCCUCGGCACAAACUGACAAAGGUUUUCACAACCAUCAACCAAAAAAAGGUGGCGCUCAGCCACAUCGAAUAAGCGCAACCAGUGAUGGAAACGGAAGCGCCACUGACGCUUUUGGAGACUGCAAAAUCUGUAUGGAACAGUGCAGCAAAGACAACUGUGAGUACUGCUUGGCACACCUUGGACCAGUGGCAGGUGGAAAGUUAAAGGCGCCACAGUCACAGCAGGAGCACUACAUAAGCCAGGGACCCCAGCAAGAGAACUCUGUGGACCCGCGGACAUCGUCUAAUGGUGGUCCCGGGGUCGGCUUGCCGGCCGCCCAUAUUUUGGAGUUCCAGUCGUACAACCCCAAUAAUCCCGGCGUGUAUAAAAUUGAGACGACCCCAGUGGCUAUAACAGGCGACUAUAACCCGAUACUCCAGUUCCAGCAGUCGUCAGCCACAACGUCCACCUCAGCUACCACCACUCCCAGUGAGCACCAGCAACUGCAACAACAGAUUUAUGGUGGCUACUACCUUCCGCAUCCGCACCAGCGGCCAUAUCAACCGCCCAUUGUUGGAAAUCCAAUGCCGAGUCACUAUGCUGUGGGUGGCAGUCUGCUCUUGGCCCAGGUUGCCGGAACCGCGCAUGGAUCUGCCACGCCUCCCCGCCGAGCCCAACAGCAGCACUACAUCGUGGGGUUUCAGAGUGGAGGAGGGUCGGUGGCAGGUGCGGCUUCUCUGCAGCGGUUAAACACGAAGUCCUCCUCCUCCAGCGACUCGCUGCCGUAUCACAAGUACAAUACCAUGGCACGACUGGAGGCAAACGUGUUUGCAGAACCGGCUACUGGAGACCUCUACUAUGCCGUCAGUGGGACGCAGCCGCUGCACCCGCUCAUGUAUUCCGCUAACCGACCCAUUGGAGGAUCCCAGACACUGGUGGACUCCUACGACCCCCAAAUAUAUAAGAGCGACUCUAAGGCCUCUAUUCUUAGCGAGUUCUCCCUUCGAAGCAGCGACAACUCCCAGCGCUACGCCCGACAUCCUAAUCGGCGGCAUGGCGGGCGCGUCAGUGAUUCUAGUCUCUUUUCGGUGUACUCGAACUCUGGCCAGAGGCGGUACUUUGGGAGCUCAGAGAGCAGGUUCGGAUUUGAUUGUAGGCGCUGUAGCCUGGACGGGGUUAUCGGAAUGGGCUCUGUGUCUGGAGUGCCCGUGACAGCUCCCGAUAAGUGCAGCUAUUCUGACAACUGCCGGUACGAGUGUCGAAACUGCGAUUGUUCGUCAAAUUACUUUAGCUCAGACUUUGACGAUGUGUACGGGUCCAUAGCGCGGGGUGGUAGCAGCGGUAUACCGCGAAAGACUGCAGCAGGAACACUGCCUUCAAGUGCCCAAGAUGAGUCCAUAGAGCUCCGCCUAGAAACCGCACCCCCAGCAUCAAUGGAGCAGCAGCAAUGCGCACCUCCGCUAGACUUAAAACAAAAUAAGUACGCCCAGGAUUUUUUCAAACAUGUAAACGACGUGAAACGCAGCAUUUACCAGUCUGAAAUGCAAAGAAACAAUAGCUUGGAAUCUGCACGGCGGGGUCCAAGAGCUGGUAGCAACAUAAACAGCAAUCCCAAAGCUAGUCCCAAACGGGCCGUUUCCCAGGAACCCAGACCAGAGCCCGUAGUAACUACGCUUCCAUUAAGCAGGGGGCGUUCGGCCACAGGGCCGAAGCCCACGCCGGCACCAAGAACCAGUCUGCAGGCUCAGAAUCCACUACCAGAUAGUUCCGUCUCAAGAGAUCCUACGCCGAGCAAGCGGAAAAGUCAACCGACUGCCCGGAGAGAUUACCCUUCUUUGGACCGACUCGUAGCGUCUUCUACAGGAACUAUUCCCAAAAAACACCACAGGACCACGGCAGAGACGGGCAUACAAAACCAAAAGCUUACUCAAAAGGCGGAUGCUGAAAAAAGUUUCAAAGUUGAAGAACAAUUGCCGUUACCUGUGGCCAAACGACACCACCGUACAAGUGGAUCAAAAGCACAUCAAAACAUACCCGGUCCGAGUAUUCGACGAAAAGACAUUCCGGUCCCUCCUCCACCCUCUCCAGCUACUUACUCCGACCUACAGGAGCUGAAAGCCAAUAUGGAGGGUCUUCAGGACGAUACGAAGUCGCGAAGCUUAGAAGGCGAAACUGUUCAUCUAACUUCAGCAGAAAAGUCGAAUCAAACUCGAAAAGAAGUCCCUGGCGGUCUAUCUGAUAAGAUAGGGGAACUCUUAACUUGUGCGCCAGAUGGAAGUGCAGCGGAGACAGACGACAACGAAGUAUUUUAUGAUGCACGCAGUGAGGACUCUGGCGGGGGUAUCUUGCCCUUGGAGGCCACAGGUGUAUCAAAAAAGAGUCCGUCCCACACGGCGACAUCCACACAGGCACUGGGGGACAUCAUUGCUAACGAGAAUCGCAAGGCCGCAAUUGACACCAAAGUAGAGCAUUUGGCCGAGGAUGUCGAUUCCCCGCCCCCAGCUGCCCCUGCGCCAGAGGUGCGGGAGACGUCCGCCAUCGCGGACAUACCGGAAGGAAAUGCCAUCUGUAAUGGCAGCGACGAAGCUGAGGCCCCGAAUGGGGGCGUCAGGAGCCCGGCUGGAGUGGAGAACCAACUGGACUCGGCCACACGCCCCCGUCCCCGCCCUCGUCAAUCGUCGCCCCAACUGCCGCCCGAGUCCACGGACACUGUGGAGGCAAACGGCGAAAAGCCAACCAAAACAAAACACGAUAAAAAAGCUCCAGCAGACUCAGGUGCCCCCAUGCAACAUGUUGUUCCGACAUGUUCGAAGGAGAAUCGCUCCAAGUGGGGAUCCAACGCUCCAAAUGUUGCUCGGGAAAUCUCAACAACCACCAAUGGCAACACCAGCGCCAGCAACAGCGUAGUCGAGCUGGAGCUUAGUUGCAAGACGGGCAACACGGAUAACGCAACGCUAGCGGUAGCGCACAGCAAUCAGACGCCCGUUGUACCUGCAUGUGCGACAGCCACGGUGAAUCCAACGCACUCAAGAGCACUGACACGUCAGGACUACGCCUGCCUCGACUCCAGCGAGGCGCAAUCGGACGACAGUCACCUGACACGCGAUUCCAUUACCCGUGAGUCCCAGAACGAUGAGCUCUCCUCCUCGACACUCGAGAAACUAGACGUUAGCACUCUACCGCUGCCCGCUCUCCCCAAGCGUCGUCGUACCCGAUCUCGCACUAGUCCCUCAAAGCAUCGACAGCAGCAGCGCCAUGAAGUUGUCGAAGAUGGCAGUGCGGUUGAUGAAUCGUCUGCAGCAGCAGUCCAAAAUCCUCUCAAGCCCCGACAGCGAGCGGACACUCCAGAGUCAAAAAAACCAGAAAUAAGCGCGCCAAAUAGCAACGCAGCUGGCCAGCAGCAGAAGCAACCACAUCCCCAACAGCAGCAGACACACCUCUCCGCCUUUCAACAGUACGUCGCCAAGCGACGAGAGAGUCUCGAGGCAUCCAAUCGCUGCUUCAACGAGAAGCUGGAGGCCCGCAGAAUGCACUACCACAUAGGGGGCAGCGGUGCCAAUGGAAACGCUGCCGCCUCCCAUUUGACGUCUGGUUCCAACGGAGUGCCCACGUAUCUUUUCGGAGAACACUUUCACGGGGUAUCCGGAUCUGGGCGAAAGUCGCCCGCUACCAACAAGGAGGAAAUAUUCCUGAACAAGUCCGGCUGGGUACAGGUCAACACGAAACGUGGGAGUAGCAAGGAUGACACCUCCAGUAGCUGUCGCCGACUCAGUUAUGGCCAACAAAAUGGCGGAUCGGUCUUUCCAGACAACGGUCGCGGACGAAUUGCGGCAAGGGCUAUUCCUCCGGACCAUGGACGUCGCUCAGACCUGGCGCGGCAGUCUUUCAUUCAGCAGCAUCAGCAGCAGCAAGCCAAUAUCAGCAUGACCGAGCCCAAGUUUAUCGGCUCCAAGGUAGAAGAGCUAAUUCAGAGAAACGAAGCGCGGCUAAGUGGCUACUCCUCACGGGACCCUGCCCUCCGUCCGGGAUACCGGAUUAUCGAUCCCCAACUGGCGAACAUCCUCAACGAAAGGCCAGGCUUCUUGCCAGUUAAGAGCCCCAACGAUCUGGACUCGCCCAUCACUCCAAUUCUGUCGCCGCCACCCGCUUUCCAGGACAAUAGCCGAAUUGCACGGCAUCCGGACCGCCGCAAGCCAGUUCGCCAACAGGGUCCUUUGCCUGUGCCGGCCCAGUUGGGCACUUCGCACCACAACAACGGUCCCGCUAAGGGCAUGGUAUUCUCCCGGAGUUUCGAAUACGACAACCGCCGACCCACGCCCACCGAUAACUACGUAGAGACCUUUUCCCGCAGCUUUGAUGGAAACCUGUCAGAACGGCCGCUGAACCUGGCCGUACUAGCGGGCCAGCGGGAAAGGUCACCUAACUUCAGCACUCUGACCGGCAACUCACCUAACUACCUAACGAAGCGGGAAAGCGGCGGUGGCAGCAGUGGCUCCCUUCGAAGCCGCGACAACUCUCCUAAGUAUCUGCAUCCGCAGACGACAACGGCCUAUUUGAAUGCCGCUGUCAAGGAGGCGCCUCCUGUCUACAGUUUAGCCGCCGGCAGUCAAGCCAAGUACUCUCCGCGCUCCCGACACGAACGAACUGCUGAGCGUUCCAAGAGCCAUGGCUUUGGACGUUCUCGAAAAUCCCAGUUCAGCCGCGUAGGCAGUGCCGGACCUCUGGCAGUACAUCCAAACACUCAAAAUAUGGGAGUGUCGCGCUUCAGAAGCUUUGAUACGUCCAAGAGUCAACGCCUCAAUUCCUGCGACAGUGGCGCGAGAUCUGAUCUUUCCAAUGAUGAGCUGGACAACGAAGAUGGCGGUCUAAGCGAGUUUCUCUCUGCCGGCAGUCAGAAGUUCCCCAAAGUCGGAACGAGCAGCGUCAGCAUCUCCCCAUUCAAGAUACAACGCCAACGGUCCCUUACACCAGAUCGGAACGAUUCCCAUAGCUCUUCUAGCAGUCUGCGGAAGCAAAGAUCGCUGACCCCCGAAUCCAGGUCCUUGACUCCCGAGGAGCGACGAAAGAAGGGGUCUCAAAUCUCUUUAAGCGGUUCCCGGCAGAACUCCAGCUCCAGGAGCAAUACGUUAGAGGUUCGCCAGCGGCACGAGGAAAAGACGCAACCCAACAUAUCGCGAAGCUCCUCCAGCUCCAGUUACAGUGGUGGUGACUCUCACGAGCCAAAGCCCCCCAAUGCCAGCACCAGCUCGACUGUAAUUGCCUCGACCGCCGUUGCCGGAAGUGGCUCCACCAGUCACCGACGUGCAAUGGCCGUUAAGCAGGCGGAGCAGGAGCACCGGAUCCGACGUUCGAGAUCGUUGCAACUUACUGAGCGCUCUCCGAAUCGAACGCACAAAUCGAUCGUUAACGUUGGUCCUGUGACGUCGCAGCAGCAGGCGGCAGGAACUUCCUUCCAGCAGUCCCGCUUGGCAAGCGGAUCCGUCUUCCCACCCUCCAUUCGAGCCUCUCCAGCCGCAGCAAAGAUCCGUGUCAACCCGACUACGUUGCCAAGCAACUCGGUGAGAGGUCGACAAAACGAGGCAGACAAGGCGCGUUCCUUCGACUUCGACUACAACAACUACAACCGCGGUGCAGGGGCAAAGGGAACAGCACGGAACGCUCACACAAGUGGGAGCGGAGGAGACAGUGGAAGCAACCAGAAUCUGCGGGUUGAGAGGGAGUCCCGAUCCCUUGACGACGACUUCCGCGAAGCUGUGCUCAACAACAACAACAGCAGCAACGGAAGCGUAAGCGGGUUACGUUUCCUACAGCCUGCCGCCGAUUCCGGAAUCGUUUCCAUGGCCUCCACGUCCUCAUCCCGCCUACGAAAGUCCAAUUCCCCCGUUAACGCAUCUAGCAUGGAAGCGUCACGGUCUCCUCAGUCAUCGGGAUCCUCGUCUAACAAUCUCCACCAGCCAACAAGACAAUCUGGUAGCCCUCAGAGCUAUGGGACGCGUCUUUGCGACCACGAGCUAACUUACGAAAUGAUGCGAAAAUCGCCGAUCAUGAACUUUCGCCGAGGAGACAGCGGUGAUUAUGAGCUGCCCGCAAUGCUGCGAAAUAGGGAAACCAUAAACUCUGGGGGCAACAGCGAGCUAAACUUUAUGAGCAACGAAACGCGUAUCUACGAGCACCCGACAACAGUGCUGAAGCCACAGCGCUCCCUCCGCCAAAGUCCGGGGUCACGGGACGACCUUAACCUUGAGGUUGCUGUCGGAGUGGGUGGCGACUAUAUUUACAGGCAGCAGGCCACCCAGCCGCGGAGCAGCAGUAGUAAUGCAGAGUACCCAACAACGGCAACCACCAAAAGCUGCAGCAAAACUCUGGAUACCUGCGACUAUUGGCCUCGCUGCGCUGCCUGUCAGAAAAAGAGUGGUCCUGAAGAAACCAAGAAGGGCCAGUCCGUGUCCGGCGUUCCCUUAUUUGAGCAGGAGCAUUUGAAGCCCCACGUCACCUCAGUGACCGUUAACGAAGACACCAGAGUCCUAGGCCCAAAGCACCAAGGGAUAGAAAAAUCCAAUCCAUCGUGGACCUUCUUGUGUAGCGGUAUUGCCAGCAUUUGCCAACCCUUCGAGCAGUUCGAAAACCAGGAGAAUGCGUCCCAAGUGGCGGCAGAGGAGGAAAUCGUGCUCAGGAAGGUUGUAAGCGACCAGUGCCACAGGAUGGGACGCAGUCGGUCUUUGUCAAGUCUGAUGCUUCGGAGACCUCAACUUGCGGGAAUGCCUAAAAACGGAAACACCGCAAUGAGGUCAAACAGUAGUUUCGCUGUGGGUUUGUCGCAGCAAAUUAAGGCUGUCUCCAGUCCAACGCUGUCAGAACCGCUCUCAGAUCCAUCGCCGCAGAAGCCAGUUGAAUGUACGGAUGUGGCGACCACAGGCAGCAGCGGCGGAAGUGGAGGCGUGGGCUUGGGCGUCUUGCAGAAAUUCAAGCGCACUCUGAACAACUUCAACAGCAAAAAUCAAAUGCACAUCACUCCUCUUACACCGCCGACAGCAUGUAGCAAUCUGACAAAGGCUAAGACAUCGCCAACAGCACCGAAUGUAUCCAUUACGGCUCCGGCGACGACAUCUGCUAGCGAACCUGGGGCAGAGGGCGGCGAUGCAAGCUCCGGGAAAUACCGAUUCGGGCCCCUCAUCUGGCGCACUUCCAAAGAGCGACGUAAGACGAAAUACAACCGACGCGACAAGUGCAAUUCCGGCGACUCGGGCAUUCAAAUUGAGCUCGAGCAGGAUGAGCAAUACUCCCGUGCGCUGACUGUAAGCGUCCAAAGAGAAACGGCCGCUCCCGUCUCAACCAAUGGGACGCCCAGUGCAGCGGACUCUAAGGUGCGAUCAAUACGUCGAACCAAUUCGGCCAAGACAACCAGUAUCCUGGGACCCUUUACUGUGAGAUCAAAACACGCCAGGUCUGAUAAGGUUGAGCGCGAAGCUCCAGAAUCCCUGCCCAAGCGAUCUCUUAGCCAACCGAAUGGCCUGGAGUCAUAUGGCAUGGGACGCCCGGAUCUUGAAGAUAGCGACAGCGACAGUGUCGCGUCAAACGAGGAAGCUGUCAGCUACUACCCAACUAUUUAUGCCGAAGUGCUCUACAACUUCACGGCCGGCGGUCCUCAAGAACUUGGCCUGGAACGGGGAAUGCUCAUUGAAAUAUUGCGCAAGGAGGUUGGACCCUGGUGGUUCGGCCGCAUUAAGAAGGAGGAAACCAAUCUCGUGGAGGACAUAUUGGACCCUGAACUGGGCUGGUUCCCCAAGGAAUUUGUGCGCAUAAUUCAUUGUCCUGAGACGGAUAUUUUCUUUAACGCGCAUAGGGCUGCCGCGGCUGAGGCGGAAGCUGAGGCUGAGGAAGCUACAGCUCGUGGAGAGGAAGGGUCUAUUCCUGUUCCCGUUACGACGUUCGUCGAGGACGCAGACGUUACCGUGACCACGGACCAAAGCAACGUCACUCUAAUUGUCAUUGAAUCGCCACCAGCCCCGAUAAUUCUCCCUAGUUCCGACUCAAUGGCCCAACUGGACCACAACACAAUCCUGCGUCGAAGUGCCGUUCGCGAACUGCUUGAUACGGAGGUCAAUUACGUUAAACUGUUGGCAUCUAUUUGCGAUGGGUAUCUGCCAGCCAUGAGCAAGCGCAUCGAUAUAUUUUCUCCGAACAGUAUUCGACUGAUCUUUUCCAACAUAACGGCAAUUUACAAGUUCCAGCGAAAGUUUCUCGAGGCCUUGCGACGCGGUAUUGAGCAAAACCAGAUUGCUAAGGUUUUUCUCAAUAUGCACAAAGGUUUUCUAUGCUACUCCACCUACUGCAACGCUUAUCCUCGAGCCCUAAUCGAACUCGAGACUUACGAUCGCGUAAAAGACGCCCGUACCAUUUUUGAAAACUGCCGCGAAUCGGAGAACCUAGCCGAGCUUCCGCUUUCUGCCCACCUGCUAGCACCAGUGCAACGAAUCUGCCGCUAUCCCCUGCACCUCAAUGAGAUCAUUAAAUCGGCAAUGGAAAAUGCCGAUGAGAUAGAUGGUGGAGCAAAGCCAGUUGCCGCUAAAUAUGAACAACUUGACAUCUUUCAGGUGGACAUACCUGACUCUCAAGAUACUGUAAAUUUGGCACUGGAGGCGAUGCGCGGCAUCACAGAGGCGGUCAAUGAGGGAAAACGCCACAGCGAAACGAUUGCAAGGCACCAGGCCAGUUUUCAAAACUUUAAGGGACCGCCGCUGCACUUGCACAGUGCUCGCUUCUUCCUACAAGUAGAUGCAACGCGUCAGAAACAGAAUCUUUGGAACAGCAGCUACACGUUGUUCCUAUUUGAUAACCAGCUGGUCUACUGCAAACGUGAUAUUAUCAAGCGCAGCCAUUUCAUCUACAAGGGACGCAUUUUCCUAGACCGCUGUCGCGUGGUGAACGUGAGGGACGGAAAGAUGUUUGGGCACACCAUUAAGAACUCCCUUCGCAUAUAUAGCGAGUCGCGAGACAAAUGGUACGAUUUCAGCUUUCGUUCGGCCAACCGGAAGCAUCGUUUCCUUAGCACCCUCGCUCUAGAGCGUCAGUUUGGCGGUAAAGCCCUAUAUGUUUCCGAGAUGACUGGUUUCGAAUACAACUACGAGGAGCGGCCGGGCGAUUGUUCAGACCAAUCUGACUAUGAGGCGCAAGACUUUGAAAUAGCAACGGGAGCCAACAGUGGUGAAAGCUCUGUUCCAGAUUCACCGGCCAAGUCUUCGUCCCGUCUGUGCGAGACGUUGCCUAAAAAAUCGCAGUCCAGGGACGGCAUAUCCAGCACAGACAACGCUCAACUAUCUACCACUUCAACAGGUUCGCUGGGAAGACGUCAUUUUGGCAAUUGGUUCCGUAAGCCGAAGAGCGCCAACUGCACUCCGAGUCAGUCACCGACGCAUAAGCCGGGCUUCGACGCAGACGCGACUCUUACGGAAGCCCGGGUGGCUGCCAUGGAACUGGCCGAAGCCGCGGCUGCGCUAGUGCCAACGGAUACCUCCUCCGCAUAAAUGCUCGACACAUUAAUGAAAAGAAUCGCAAUACAACUUACAAACACCAUACAAUAUACAGGAUACAAGCAAAUGUACUCGUAGUAGAAAACAUGAUAUAAAAUAUUUGUUACAAUAAUAUUAAAUUGACUUUAAUCAUAGUAAGAUGUAGUCGAAUGAGUGUUUCAUUCUGAUUGAGUUUUUGUUAGUGUUACCUUUUUGUUCAAUAUAAAAUUGUUUGUUUUUAUUUUAAAUCGUCUGUCGUUUAAAUCUUUGAAUGUCUGUCAAAGUAUUUGCAGACGACCAAACAGUAAUACGGUAAUAAGAAUUUUAGAUUUACAACAAUGAACAAAAACAUUGUAUACUUCUGGCAUUUCAAUGCGGUUUUAUACACAAAUGUCGCCGACUGCUAGUCUAAAAACUCAUUACCUGUCCAUACUUGUAAUUCUAGGUUAUGUGAUAAGUCGAUAAUAAACACCCGCAAAUUAUUUAAAAUUUUCCCCUUUGUGUUCGCUUAGAGAACUCCACAAGCUGAAUAGAAAACUACCCACAGAAUUGAUAGGAAACGUUGUUACUUUUAAAAUGGCACGUUUUACCCAAAAUCAGUACAUACUCUUUGCAUUUAACUUGCAAUGAAAAAUGGUACUACACAUGCUAUUUGUUACUGUUUUUGUUAGGCCAAUCCAAAUAGGCAUGUUUUCAAAGUUAAAUAUAAAAAACGUACUAAAAUUUAACGAAUAAAAUUUAUAAAGGUAGUAACGAAUCAAUAAAGGAACAAUAUUAUUGCAUGUGUACAAAUUGUCAUUACGAUUUGAAACAACAUUGUAUUAUACCGAAAUUGGUUGAAGGUCAAUUUGAAGUCUUAAAAAUUAGAAAAUGUUAACAACACAUUACACUAAAAGCUAAAUGCAACAGAACAAUUGAGCGAAUUUAGUUGUUUCUAAAAAGAAACGCGAAUGAAUCCCAUUAGUAUUUAAAAUUUUGCCCACCCAGUUGGCAAUAAUUAUUUGAUGACAGUAUAAGUUGGUAGAGAGAUAUAACUUCAUAAAGCAAUUUACUAUUUAAUAGACUUUGCCACAAAAUCUCAUUGGUUUUUGGAAAAUGUUAAAACUUUAUCUGUAAAAUAUAGGAUCAAAUUCCCAGGCAACAAUUCUGCACUAUUAUAUAACAAAGGCCACGAAAUAAAAUACAUUAAAAUAAAAUAGGGUUAAAGAAUCAACAUAACAACCAUGCCAACACAGCUAAGAAUAAAAAAAAAGCUCCAAACA